ACCCGGAGACAGCUGGGAGCGCAUGGCUGCGUCCCCAGCCGGCCUGGUGGAGCUGGGCUUCGCCGAGGAGGCGCCCGCAUGGAGGCUGCGCAGCGAGCAGUUUCCCAGCAAAGUGGGCGGCCGGCCCGCGUGGCUGGGCCUGGCGGAGCUGCCGGGACCCCGGGCGCUGGCGUGCGCGCGCUGCGGCCGUCCGCUCGCCUUCCUGCUGCAGGUGUACGCCCCGCUGCCGGGCCGGGACGACGCCUUCCACCGCAGCCUCUUCCUCUUCUGCUGUCGGGAGCCGCCGUGCUGCGCCGGCCUGCGAGUUUUUCGUAAUCAGCUACCAAGGAAAAAUGAGUUUUACUCUUAUGAGCCACCUUCUGAGACGGGAGCUUCGGAUACAGUGGACUGUGUGUGCCUCCAGCUUAAGUCUGGAGCCCACCUCUGCAGGGUCUGUGGUUGCCUGGGUCCCAUGACAUGCUCUCGCUGCAAACAGGCACAUUACUGCAGUAAGGAGCAUCAGACGUUAGACUGGCGGCUGGGCCACAAGCAGGCCUGUACACAGUUGGACCAUUUAGACCAUACAGUUCCAGACCACAACUUCCUGUUUCCAGAAUUUGAAAUUGUAACAGAAACAGAAGAUGAGAUUUUGCCUGAGGCUGUGGAAAUGGAAGAUUAUUCUGACAUUGUAGGAAGCAUGGGGGGAACACCCGAGGAAGAACUAGAUUCCAUGGCAAAGCAUGAAUCCAAGGAAGAUCACAUUUUCCAAAAAUUUAAAUCCAAAAUAGCCCAGGAACCUGAGCAGAUUCUCAGGUAUGGAAGAGGUAUUCAACCCAUUUGGAUUUCUGGUGAAAAUAUCCCUCAAGAAAAAGAUAUUCCAGAUUGCCCUUGUGGUGCCAAGAGGAUAUUUGAAUUCCAAGUCAUGCCCCAGCUGCUGAACCACCUCAAGGCAGACAGACUGGGCACAAGUGUGGACUGGGGCAUCUUGGCUAUCUUCACCUGUGCUGAGAGCUGUAGCCUGGGCACUGGCUACACAGAGGAGUUUGUGUGGAAACAGGAUGUGACCGAUACACCCUGAUAAGGAUUAAAUGCUUUAGAAUGUUCCUUACGAGCCAGGUGUGGUGGUACAAGCCUGUAAUCCCAGCAGAGGCAGGCAGAUCUCUGUGAGUCUGAGGCCAUGCCUUAGUACCUCACAAUUUCAUCUCUAGGACUUUUAUCCUAAGAAAGCAGUUACCAAAGACAGAAGUAUGAAGAUACUGCUUUGUACACUAUUUAUAAAGUCUUGUGUAUUACAAAACAAAGUAUCCAAUGUCAGGGAAUUAAAUUUUAGAUAUACCCACAACGAAGGGCAAUGCUAAAAACAUGCAUGGACACCAAGAGGGGUAUAAAUUAACACAAGGAUAUCACUGAUGAUGUUCAUGGUAUGUUGUUAAUUGUAUUGAAAUAGCUGUGUACACAUUAGAAAUAAAUAUGCUGGAUUGUUCA
This is a messenger RNA of Psammomys obesus (fat sand rat), 1464 nucleotides long. It is a transcript of the gene Pdcd2, whose product is annotated as programmed cell death 2. The coding region runs from base 23 to 1057 and encodes 344 amino acids. The record is from RefSeq and is a predicted model, not a curated record. The transcript is spliced from 6 exons. Gene Ontology annotation, cellular component: cytoplasm; nucleus. Lineage: Eukaryota; Metazoa; Chordata; Mammalia; Rodentia; Muridae.